Molecule: messenger RNA, 2340 nt
Organism: Closterium sp. Naga37s-1
Lineage: Eukaryota; Viridiplantae; Streptophyta; Zygnematophyceae; Desmidiales; Closteriaceae
Source: the annotation of a GenBank genome assembly
AUGGAAAAACUCCUGCAGGAAGUGCGUGAAUCCCUAAACGCGCAGCAGCAAUUCUGGGCGGCGGAAGUGGCGCGCUUGGAAGCGCAAGUGGUGGAAACCGGGCGGCAGAUGGAGCAGAUGUGGACGGAAAGGCGGGCGGCGGAGAGGGAAGCGGAGCGGAUGGGGAAGGAGAUGCGGAGGCUUGAAGAGCGGGUGGAGAGUGGGGAGAGGGAGAGGCGGAUUCUCAUGGGGGAGGGAGAACUGGUGAAGGCGCAACUGCGGAAGGUGAGACUGAUGGUGGGGGAAGAAGGAGGGGUGGUGAACCGAGGGCAAGAGAGGAUCGAGGGUGAGGGGGUGGGAAGAGAGAGUGUGGAUGGUUUGGGGGGUGGAGAGGAGUGGGGAAGCGAGUUAGCAGCACAUAACGGGUUUGGUCAAAGGGUGAAGGUAGGCGGGGAGAAGAAGAGGGCGAAAAAUGAGGAGAGGAGGCGUGGGAGGGAGGAGGAUGAGGAGAAAAAGCACAGGGGGGCGGGAAAUGAGGGGGUUAGUUACAGAAAGGCAGGGAAUCAGGAGGGAAGGCUUGGGACGGAGGAUGAGGUGGAUAGGGGCAGAAGGGAGGAGAAUGAGGAGGAUAGGCACAGGAGGGCGGGGAAUGAGGAGGAUAGGCACAGGAGGGCGGGGAAUGAGGAGGAUAGGCACAGGAGGGCGGGGAAUGAGGAGGAUAGGCACAGGAGGGCGGGGAAUGAGGAGGAUAGGCACAGGAGGGCGGGGAAUGAGGAGGAUAGGCACAGGAGGGCGGGGAAUGAGGAGGAUAGGCACAGGAGGGCGGGGAAUGAGGAGGAUACUGCUGCCAGACUGAGAGCGCAUUUGGCAGCACUAGCAGCAGAGCGGGAGCAGGCAGUGAGGGAGGGCGGUGCAGCAGAAGCAGCCGUGGCAGGGCUGUCAUGCCAGCUGGCGGUCCAGCUGGCGCGCUUGGAUAGGCUGUCGAGAUCGCUGGGGGGGGUUGGGGAGUGGGGCGGCACCUCGGUGGUUGCGGCGAGAUUUGAUACGCGGGCGGCAGAGGGGACGGAGGGAGAUGUGUGGAGAGAGAGUGAGGAAGAAAUAGGAGGGCAUGUGGAGCAACAGCAGCAGCAGCAGGAGGAACGCGUUGCAGCGAAGAAGCGACAACUGGAGCAGUUGCAGGAACACAAGGCAGCAACACGAGAUCUGGAACAACCGCAGGCGACUUUCGAUUCGACCCAAUCGCCUUCAAGUAAAGCAGAACCUGAGCAGCGAUUUUGUGUUCCUAGGUCUCAAGUCCUGGAAGCAGCUGUUUCAGCAGAAGACAGAGUGACAGCACCUGGCUGGACACCUCAUCCAGAACAAUUCUGUCCUGUAGUGGCUGAAGAGGUCCCAGUUGAAAGAUCACUGGGAAAUUCACCUGUGAAAUCACCUGAAGUAACACCUGGAGGAGACGAAGCUCGGUUGGUGGGUGGCGUCAGCGUGCAUAGACUGACAGCGUGGCAUCAUGGCAGGGAGGCGUGUGAGCUCAGGGAGAUGGCUCUUAGAGGAUCAACGGCUGUGAUGCAUUCUCAGAGGAGAUGGGGCUUGAUGGACGGCUCAGAGUUGCCACGAGGAGGCACCGAUAGUGCAGGGCAUGUCGGUGCGUCAGAUGAUGCUUCAGGUGCUAAUUCAGGUGCUGCUUUAGGUGCUUCUUCAGAUGCUCGUGACGCAGGUGGAAACGCCAUAAAGCCUUCCGUUGAUGCAAGGGAAAGCACCUCCGCUGCCCCUGAUGCUACUCAUGCACCAACAACCAACCCUCAUGCUGCCAAUGCCCUGGCAGUCACUGGUACAUCUGAUUCUCCUCCUUCUCCUAAGACCUUGCCAAGCAAUGCACCGCAAUCGCUCACAGCCUCCCCAUCUCCCCACACCUCCUGCACGCCUCGUCCCUCUCCCGCUCCUCCCUCUCCCACCCCUUUCCCCUCUCCCACCCCUGCUCUUUCUUCCACCCCUCCUCUCUCUCCCACCUCCACUCCCCCUCUCUCCCCCACCUCCCUCUCCCACCACACUCCACCCUCUCAGGACUCCAACGGCUCCCCUCCUCUCUUCCACAUCUCUGCUUCUAACCCCUCUCAGACAAAUCCCUCCUUUCCAGUCUCUGCCCUCAACCCCUCUCAGGCGAACUCCUCUUUCCCAGUUUCCGCCUCCCAUCUCCCUCUGCCGCACCCCGCUCCUCUGCCGCACCCCGCUCCUCUGCCGCACCCCGCUCCUCUGCCGCACCCCGCUCCUCUGCCACAUCCCGCUCCCCUGCACCGCCUCCGGCAGGGAAAAGGGGAGGCGGACGUGGGGCAGACGAGACAUCAGCAGCAGGGGGAGCAGGAGUAG